UUAACAGGAGCAACAUAGCUCACUAGUUUUAGUUUUCAUUAUCCGAAAUUCUUUCACCAUUUAACUGGCGCAGUCGGUAGGAUAGUGUUUUAAGUGUUCGCGAAACGUUAGUUUAAUUUCAGCAAUUGCGCCUGCGCGAACGAAUAUCGUGUAGUGGUGAUUAAUCUGACGAAACCGGACGCAACACUAGUUCCAGCUCUAAAAAUCUAUGGCGUGGAUACCAUUCCUGUAUUCGGCCUUUGCCAUCGCAUUCCUGUCAAUGUAUCUACCAAAAUCGAUUGCAUUUCCGCAACAAACAUCCAUACAACUCUACGACCUCAGCAACAAUCCCGGCCUCGUGACAUUGAGCCUGAACGAAGGAAGAAUAAAGACAGGAUCACACAAAAUAUUCCAUGUAAUCGAAUUAAAAAGUUUCGAGCCAACCUUUCACAAACUAGAGAAAAUUAUUGAAGGCCUUACCAUAUUUAAUCUAAAAGAAACUACAGACCUUGUUAAUCUAAAAUAUAACUCAAUCAAGAACACAUAUAACAACCUUAUCCCAAAACAAAGAAACAAAAGAGGUUUAAUCAACAUCCUAGGAAGCACCAUAAAAUUAAUAACAGGCAAUCUAGACAACAAUGAUCUAAUCGAAAUCAACAAUCAGUUGGAAACAUUAUUCAAAAACGAAGAAACAAUUGUUACACAAAACAACGAACAAAUAAAAAUCAAUAAACAAAUUGAAACCAAAAUGAAUAGAAUAAUCAAAAAGGUUAACGAGCAACAAGAUAUUUUAGUGAAAAACCUAAUAAAAUCAAGAGACGCUUAUGUAAACAAUAAAGGCUAUGCAGAACAGGCUACAAUCAUUAAAGAAGUCAUGAACCUGAACAUGGCACUAGAUUUAUUACGAGAACAAAUACAAAAUAUUUUUGAAAGCAUUCAACUAGCAAAAGCAAAGGUUAUCCAUUUGAACGUACUGACACCAGAGGAACUAAAUGAAGCGACCACAAUUUUAAGAAACAGCAACAUUACAAUCAACACAUUCGACCAAACCUACGAGUACCUUGAUCUAGCAGUAAUACACAAAGAUACGAAAAUAAUAUUUGUGAUUUCAGUCCCAAAUCUCAAACCAUCCACAUUUAAGCCGGGUUCAGACGGUGCGAGCAAGCAUACGAGUCGGUCUAGUCAGUUACUGCAGUGCAGCUACUCACACCGUGUGAACACAUCAUGCCAGUUAUUGUCAUGUGUGAUCCGGCGUGCGAGCUACUUCAAAGUUUUUUGAAUUUACUCGCACUCGCAUGCUUCAAAACGUCAAAAACAGAAUUUAGCGUUCGAAUCAGGGAUGCCAAAUGUAAAGAAAUGUCUCUAUUUUUAAGAUAUUUGAAAAUAUGCGAAGAUAUUUAUAGACUUGAAAAUUAUUGGAAAAACAAAUAAAACCCUCAUAGUUUCUUAACGAAAUCAUUGUUAUUCUGUUUUGCACGCUGGCGGGGCACGCUUUCUUUUUGAGAUAGUUUUCUGGAGAAUGUCUAAUAUAGAAUCAUUAUCAGGCACAA
Messenger RNA from Toxorhynchites rutilus septentrionalis, 1529 nucleotides. RefSeq lists its product as uncharacterized. The coding region runs from base 209 to 1258 and encodes 349 amino acids. The transcript is spliced from 2 exons. Lineage: Eukaryota; Metazoa; Arthropoda; Insecta; Diptera; Culicidae. The record is from RefSeq and is a predicted model, not a curated record.